AUGCCUCUUUCAGAAGUCAAAGAAGAUGACAUGAAGAUUGAUGAGAAAUGUGUGGAAGCCGAGGAACUUUAAGAAGACAAGGAAGAAUUUGUUGGCUAUGGUCAGAAGUUAUUUAUUGCUGGUUUCCGCCCCAGCAUGCACCUUUGUCGCUGGAAGUCUCAUCUACAUCAUAUGCAUGCCAGUGUGUGCUGUACCCCUAGCUGCUACAGCGCGGUGGGUGCCCCUUAUGAGGAGGUGGUGUGGUAUCAGCGAAGCCCUCCAGACAAGCACCGCCUAAUAGUGCUCGUGGGACCUUCGGGAGUCGGAGUCAAUGAACUGAGAGGCUUUACUAUUGAACUUAAUCCCAACCAUUUUCAAAGUACUGUGCCACAUACUACUCACUCCAAAAAGAAUUAUGAAAUGAAUGGACGUGAGUAUCAUUAUGUGUCAAAGGAAACAUUCGAAAGCCUCAUGUAUAGCCACAGGAUGCUGGAGUACGGUGAGUACAAAGGCUACCACUAUGGCACUAGUGUGGAUGCUGUUCAAGCAGUUCUUCAUGAAAGAUAGGUAUGUGUUAUGUACUUAGAGCCUCAGUUUAUUCAAGUAGCUCGAACCCAAGAAAUGAAACUCUAUGUCAUAUUUAUAAAACCAUCUAACUUGAGUCGUAUGAAGCAAUCUCAGAAAAAUGCUAAGAUCAUUACAGACUACUUUGUAGAGAUGAAGUUCAAGGAGGAAGAUCUAUAAGAGAUGGAAAAUUUGGCCCAAAAAAUGGAGACCCAGUUUGGCCAGUAUUUUGAUCAUGUGAUUGUGAAUGACGACUUGCAAGAUGCAUGUGUCCAGUUGUUGUCAUUAGUAAGGAAGGCUCAGGAAGAGCCUCAGUGAGUCCCAGCAACAUGGAUUUCCUCUAAUACUGAAUCUUAA
Chrysochloris asiatica (Cape golden mole) is the source of this 900-nucleotide messenger RNA. It is a transcript of the gene MPP4, whose product is annotated as membrane protein, palmitoylated 4 (MAGUK p55 subfamily member 4). NCBI's taxonomy places the organism in Eukaryota, Metazoa, Chordata, Mammalia, Afrosoricida, Chrysochloridae. Gene Ontology annotation, cellular component: adherens junction; plasma membrane. The record is from RefSeq and is a predicted model, not a curated record. The transcript is spliced from 11 exons.